AUGAUUCCCAACCCCAUUGAAAUUGUCUGUGUCCACGUGGUCCAGCCGAUCAUUGAUUUUCUGGGCUACCUACUAUGGGAUGUCCACUUCAUCGGCUUCCUAGCUGGCGUUGCCAUCCUGGGAAUCAUCCUGGGACUCAUCCUUGGGAUCUUGUCUGUAAUUUGGUAUAAGUCUACACGGGACGAGAAAACCGAGCAGAGUUACCCCGAAGAAGGUGUGUUGGCCAAUGGAAAAAAGGACGCCUAAUAUUGAUGGCCUGCAUUGUUUAUUUGAAUUUACAAGUUGGUUAGUUUAGUGAUUAAAAUUACUGAAUCGUGA
This is a messenger RNA of Drosophila yakuba, 318 nucleotides long. RefSeq lists its product as uncharacterized. The transcript has a single exon. Lineage: Eukaryota; Metazoa; Arthropoda; Insecta; Diptera; Drosophilidae. The coding region runs from base 1 to 246 and encodes 81 amino acids. The record is from RefSeq and is a predicted model, not a curated record.